AUGGAUAAAAGACAUUACGAUGUUCCACUUGGUCAGGGUGACCACAAUCGAAAACGCUCACGGAACGACAUGCAUGACCCAACCGUCCCGCCUGCCACUCCUACGCCAGCAUCCUCUCCUGAAAAGGCUUCUGGAAUCCCAAUGCCGGCAAGCAGUCUCCCUCCACCAGCAACUCCGCCUUCUCAUGAUAUUGAUAUCGACGAAUCUGCCUUCCCAAGCAGUUCCACGACCCCAGAUGGGCCUUCUUCAAAGGCAACUCGCCUUGAAACAGACUCGCCUUCCCGAUCGACGUCGUCAAAGUCGUCAAUAAAAGAUCAAGAUUUACAAAUAGAUGAGUUCAAACGGGCAUUAGGCGUGGGAUGGAGGUGCAUGGAAGGAGACGAUGUCUCAAGAGCUGCCACAAAAGGUCACCAAAGGUUUAUCGAGAAGGCGUAUCCGCUACACGACGUUAUCAUUAUCGCACAGCAUACAGAAGGAAGGCGUCUCGUCACGACUGAUCGAGGCUACUUUCUUUUCGAAGAAAACCUGCAAAAGGCUUAUGAACUUGGCUCCGAUAUUGAGACAGCCUAUAAGCGAAUAGGAGAGAUGACUUUUGGGCGCCUCCCUAGUCAGCCCUGGAGACAUGGAGAAGGAGAGCCAGAGCCGAUGAGGUCGGAUGAAAUUGUGGACGAUGCCGAGAAUGGCAAUAAAAUGGAUGUUGACUGA
Messenger RNA from Bacidia gigantensis, 705 nucleotides. RefSeq lists its product as uncharacterized. The transcript has a single exon. The record is from RefSeq and is a predicted model, not a curated record. NCBI's taxonomy places the organism in Eukaryota, Fungi, Ascomycota, Lecanoromycetes, Lecanorales, Ramalinaceae. Bases 1 to 705 code for a protein of 234 amino acids.